AUGUUCAAUCUAAGCAAAUCAUAUUUAUUAAGAUGGAACACAUCAUGGACAUAUAAAUUAAAGAGAUAUCAUAUGUCCCCAAGAUGGAAUGUUAGUAAAUGGUUGGUAAAAGAAGAAUAUAAAUCUCAAAAGUUUAGUAAACCAUUUCAUUUAACAAAAUGGGGAAACUUUAAAACUUACCAACAUCAAUAUUCUUCAAAUGGAGCAUUUAAUAAAUUUUGUGAUAUGAAAAAAUUACAUGAACAAAACAUUAAUUUGAAAAAAUAA
Messenger RNA from Plasmodium gallinaceum, 267 nucleotides. RefSeq names its product conserved Plasmodium protein, unknown function. The coding region runs from base 1 to 267 and encodes 88 amino acids. Lineage: Eukaryota; Apicomplexa; Aconoidasida; Haemosporida; Plasmodiidae. The transcript is spliced from 2 exons. The record is from RefSeq and is a predicted model, not a curated record.